GACCCGAUUUCGGGUUUUACCAGACUGAGAGACUGCAGGCAGAGCUUAUACGAUACGAGCUCGAGAAAGCGAAACUUACCAGUGAAGUCUAAGACAUGGCUUCGACUGCAAGGCAGCGGCGAACGUCGGCGCCCGAUCUCGGAACGGCCUCCUCUGCGUACUCCAAGCUGGACAAACGGGAACGUCGGCCCAGUGACGCUGACCAGGGGGUCGGAUGGCUCCUGCCUUUGUUGGUGCUGGGAAUGCUUCGGUACAUGAGCGCGUCGUCCAAUAUAAUUCACGAUUGCGAUGAAGUCUUUAAUUACUGGGAGCCUCUCCAUUUCCUUCUCUAUAAAUCCGGCUUCCAGACAUGGGAAUACAGCUCCCAGUUUGCACUGCGGUCGUAUUUGUAUAUUAUUUUCCACAACUUAGUUGGAUUGCCUGCAUCUUGGUGGUUUGGUGAAGAAAAAGUGAGAGUCUUCUAUGCAGUCAGAAUCUUUCUUGGCAGUCUUUCUGUCAUUGCAGAUGCUGCUUUAGUUGUUGCCCUGUCCCGGAAGUAUGGUAAACGCCUCGCUUCAUAUACGCUGGCCAUGCUAUGCUUGUGCAGUGGUUGUUUCUUUGCUAGUACGAGUUUCUUGCCAAGUUCAUUCUCUAUGUAUGCGAUGUCUCUAUCAUCGGCACUUUUUCUUUUUGAGAGACCUGCUGCUGCUGUUGCAGUUGCAGCCACUGGGGUCAUUCUUGGUUGGCCUUUCUCAGUUUUGGCAUUUCUGCCUGUUACUGUUUUCUCCUUGCGUAAAAAUUUUAAGUUAACAUUUGUGUCUGGUGUCGUAACUUCCCUAACCCUUCUGGCACUUUCUGUUCUUGUUGACUACUUCUACUACAGCAAAUGGACCUCUUCUGUUCUCAACUUAUUGAUAUAUAACGUAUUGGGUGGCGGGGAGAGUCAUCUGUAUGGUACUGAGGGACCAUUGUUUUAUCUGAAGAAUGGCUUCAAUAACUUCAACUUUUGUUUUGUCCUGGCUCUGCUUUUCAUUGUAAUCCUUCCUGUUGCAAAGAAAAAGUAUGUUCCAGACUUCUUGGUCAUCAUCUCGCCCAUGUAUAUCUGGAUAGCUUUUAUGUCUCUGCAGCCGCACAAGGAAGAGAGAUUCCUUUACCCAAUAUAUCCUCUUAUUUGUGUUGCUGCUGCAGCUGUCAUUGAGAUCUUUCCUGAUUUAUUUCGGGAUAAGUACAAUCCCAAUGACAGUUCUGUACUUGUUGUGAUAGCAAAAGGUCUGCGUCCUCUGGUUCUUGGUCUUAUCUUGUGUGCAUCCCAUUCCCGGACAUUUUCCUUGAUCCACGGUUAUUCAGCUCCUUUGGAGAUUUACAAACAUUUGGAGCACCAUGAUGAUGCAGGGGAAGGCUCUGUCCUUUGUGUUGGGAGCGAAUGGCACCGUUUCCCAUCAUCAUUUUUGGUCCCCGACUACGUGAAAGAGGUCAGAUGGAUAGACGACGGGUUCAAUGGCCUUCUCCCAUUUCCUUUCAACUCAACGCUGGGCGGAACAUCUGCAGCUCCACCAUAUUUCAACAACAAGAAUCAUGCAUCAAAUCAACAAUAUCUUCAUGAUAUAGAUAAAUGCACCUUCCUUAUAGAACUGCAUCUUCAAAGACCGUAUAUCCCUCGGGGUAGCGACUUAAAUACUUGGGAGGUAGUUGCAGCAUUGCCUUAUCUAGAUCGAGAAAUGUCGCCGCCGAAGUUCCGGUCCUUUUUCAUUCCAUACCUUUGGCAGCAGAAGAAUGUGUUCGGGCUAUACAAACUACUGAAAAGAAUACCCGAAUCAUAGUCUGGUUAGUUGUCUAAUAC
Andrographis paniculata is the source of this 1819-nucleotide messenger RNA. RefSeq names its product dol-P-Man:Man(6)GlcNAc(2)-PP-Dol alpha-1,2-mannosyltransferase. Gene Ontology annotation, cellular component: endoplasmic reticulum membrane. The transcript has 10 exons. Gene Ontology annotation, molecular function: alpha-1,2-mannosyltransferase activity. The record is from RefSeq and is a predicted model, not a curated record. Gene Ontology annotation, biological process: protein N-linked glycosylation. Lineage: Eukaryota; Viridiplantae; Streptophyta; Magnoliopsida; Lamiales; Acanthaceae. Bases 96 to 1799 code for a protein of 567 amino acids.